GGGCUAAAGGGUAGAGGGAGGCGGUGUUCUAAUGACAGCAGCCGCUGGGCCACUCCUUUCAGCUGAACGUUUGGAGGCUAGGGGCGCUCUUCUCUGUCUCAUUAAAAAAGCCAAAGGGCGGCGUUGGCUGCUGAAAGCCUGACGGCCGGGUACUCGGGGCUCUUUCAGAGUCAGGCAGGGUCUGCGGCCGCACUUGUUGCCGAGGCCUGCGUAGCCCGCAGCCACCCCGGGACGCACACACUCCGUGCGCCCCUCUCCAAAAGGCGGCGCAGCGCGGUGCGCUGCAGGGAAUCCCCAGCUGCGGUGGGCCGGCAUGGUGAAUUUAAUUGAGCUCAGCCGCAGUUAGAAGGUCAGCGAUCCCUUCCCGCCGCUGGGCUUCGGAGGAGAUGGGGCGCUACUCGGGCAAGACUUGCAGGUUGAUCUUCAUGCUGGUGCUCACCAUCGGCUUCUUCGUGGCUGAGCUGGUGUCGGGCUACCUGGGCAAUUCCAUCGCUCUUAUCUCGGACUCUUUCAACAUGCUGUCCGAUCUGAUCUCGCUCUGCGUGGGACUCACCGCCGGGUUCAUCGCUCGCCGCCACACCCGAGGGGCCCGAGCCACUUACGGCUACAGGCGAGCGGAGGUAGUGGGGGCAUUGAGCAACGCGGUCUUCCUCACAGCCUUGUGUUUCACCAUUUUCGUGGAGGCCAUCCUGCGCCUGGCGCGGCCAGAGCGUAUUGAUAAUCCAGAACUAGUGCUCAUCGUAGGGGCCCUGGGACUGGCGGUCAACCUGGUGGGCUUGCUGAUCUUCCAGGACUGUUCCUCCUGGUUCACCUGUGGCCGCCGCCGGCGACGUCUGGAUGGCAGCAAAAAAAGUCCCUCGGCACCUCCGGAGGCAAUAAGCGCGCAGCAGCAGCCGCUGUCUGUGCCAACUGCUGGGGUACCGGGUUCGGAUUCGGCCCUAACUCUCCGGAUGGCCUCCGACCCCCAGAAGGCGGAGAAAGCGGCGACUCUGCAGCCGCGUGAAGCAGGUGAUUCUUUUAACACCCAGAAUGAACCUCAAGAGGAGACUAUGAAAAAAGAGAAAAAGUCGGAAGCCCUGAAUAUCAGAGGUGUUCUGUUGCAUGUAAUGGGAGAUGCACUGGGAUCUGUGGUUGUAGUAAUUACUGCUAUCAUAUUCUAUGUGCUUCCUCUGGAGGGAGAUAAACCAUGUAACUGGCAGUGCUACAUUGAUCCAAGCCUUACUAUUAUCAUGGUCAUCAUCAUUUUGUCAUCUGCUUUUCCACUCAUCAAGGAGACGGCAUCCAUCUUACUACAAAUGGUUCCUAAAGGUAUCAAUUUGGAAGAAUUGGUGGGCAAGCUAUCCAAUGUACCUGGUGUUAGCAGCAUACAUGAAAUGCACAUCUGGGAACUUGUAAGUGGGAGGAACAUUGCCACUCUCCACAUCAAGUGCCAAAAGAGCAAAGAUUACCAAGAUGCCAAUUUUAAAAUGCGAGAAAUUUUCCACAGUGCAGGGAUCCAUAAUGUAACCAUCCAGCCAGAAUAUGUGGACCAGAAGGAAUCCUUGGAGCAGGACUGGAUGCUCCUCUGUAACUCACCGUGCAUCUCCAAAGCAUGUGUGAAUCAUCUCUGUUGCCCUCCAGAGAUGCAGUCCCUUACUCACAUCAAUGGUUGUGCAGAACCCAAUGGUUGUCCUCCAACUGCAACAUAUAGAAGUGAUGGCUUAAGUCGAAAUGACACAGCUGCAGUUAUCAUCGAAGCGGAAUGUCAUUGUGACAGUGGGCCAGCCGCUAAAGAGAAACAAGGAGAUCUGAUCUUUGUCAAUAGUACCCAUUUUUAAUUUGAUCUCAGCUUUGAAAGUCAACUGAUUGAAAAAAGCAGCUUAACCACCAGUCAGCUCAUGCUUAUCCUUGUGGGACAGAUUUCCUGAAUGAUGACCAAUAACCAAAAUUAGCAAUGUAAUAAUGUGUUAAAAUAAGGGAUGAAGUCCUUUUAAAAAUUUUUGGCAAUUUUAAGAUUCAUAAGCUCUUCCUACCCUACCCUACUUAAACUAUACAGAUGAAUAUUGUUAACCUGUUGACCUAUUCAUGUGUUUAUCUGAGCAUCUUCCCUUUAGUCAAGAACAUUAGUUUGAACAUUUAUUUCCUGAAGUCAAUUGAAAAAGUGUAGAGACAGUGUGAACUAGAGAUUAAUUCAAUAUUUUUGGAGGACUGGGAUUUGAAUAUUCUCUCCUUACCUUGACCCUUUUUUAGGAAUCAUUUUUGACUGAGUUCUUUUAGUUUACUCUGAGGUGAACUGAUAGAUAAUAUAAGCUUUUCUGUUGUGCUUUCCUGAAUCGUCAAUAAUGAAUUUCACAGUUGUGUUAUAUUCUGUCCUUCCAUCUCUUUUACAUCUUCUCUUUGAUAGAGAAUAAAAUGGGGACUUAAUAAGCUGGAAAAGAUUCUCAGGAACAGUAGAAGGGAUCGUUGAGUUCAACAAAAGAAAUUUUUUUUUCUUUAUAAUAUAUUUGCUUCAGAGGUGGAGGGAAAAAAAAGUGAUUCUCUUUCUUUCUUUCUUUUCUUUUUUUUUUUUUUAUGAAGACAACCACAGCUAUAGGGUCAGGAAAUAUUGAGUAAAGUUUUUUUCACUUAACAUUGCAGGAAAAUAAAGUCAUAUUUGAGGCAGCAUGCAUUUCUUGUUUUCAACAGUCAAUCCAUUUGGAGCUGCUCUCAUUUAUUUCUUUGGCCAAGUCCUACUUGUUCAUCUGAAGUGAUUCCACAGUGCAGGGAUCCAUGCAUAUGGGUCACAUUACACAUGUCUUGACUAGGAGAAGAUAGAUAUUAUCCAGAUUUUAAGAUAUAAAACAUUUUAGUUUUCAUUCCUACUGAAUAAAUAAGCUACCUUGUAGUUUCAUGCCCAGUUUAGAUGAUUGUUUUUCCUUUAAUUACACGUUUUCACAUAUUUAUUUUAACUUCACAUUUUAGCAAUUAGAUAGAAAAAGAUGUUAGCAGGGAAAAAUCAGAUAUAUUAAUUUCAAUUUUGAAUAUAUUCUGAGGGGUUUGAAAUUUUCUUUUGUUUCUGAACCUCUAAUCAAAUUGAAAUAGAUACAAUUAAAAUAGGAUUCCAAUUUUAUUAUUGUUGAAAGCCACUCCAAGGUGGUAAUUAUUAUUCAAAAUAUCAGUAUUUUUAUGGGGUAUAAAGAUAAGGACAGUGUCUCACUAAAGUUUUAGGAAUUAGAUAAGCUUACAGCUUCCCAGGACAUGACAGGUUAGAUGAAAGAUGAAACUUUUUUUGGCAAUUUAAAUGAGUCCUCUUAACUAUGCACAAAAAAAUCUCCUGUAAUGCAAAGUUGGUAAAGGUUAUAGCUUUUCCAAUUUAAUAUAGCAUAUUUCCUAUUAGUGAGUUUUAGAGGCAGGAACAAUUACACUAGUGCAUAUAAAAUAAUGGAAUUGCCCAUUUGUUACUUCUUGAAAAAUAUAUCUUAUUUUUUCACGUCUUCUGUCAUGAGAGAGAUAAAUUGAAAACUGUCUGCAUGGGUUUUUAUCCUCCAAAGAGUAUUUCUACCCUUUUGGUAGAGAUGGCAGUAUGCACUUUAUAGCUUUCAAAAAGUUUGUUUAGCAAAAUUGAACUUUUAAAAAAAUGUAAGAGCAUGAUACAAAUGGACACAAAUUAGAGAAACCAUAUGAAGUUGAUAGUGCUAAUAUUUUGGACACAUUCUGCUACUUUAAAUAUUAUUCACAAGAGUGGCAAGCCUGCAACCAAAGAAACAACUGGGCUUAUUAAUUUCAAUAAGAAUUUAACAUUUCCAACAUUCUGUCAACACUGGUGUGAUACAGUUUUAUGUGAAAAUUGUAUUAAUAUAUUGUAUUUUGGCUUGCAUCCAAAUAGUUUUUAAAAUUAUAUGUGUGUAUAUACAUAUACAUGUGUUUAUGUGUGUACAUAUAUAUGUAUAUAGAUAUAAAUUCUGUGGGAAACCUAUUUUGAAAUGUAAGGGAAAACCCUUUCUCCAAGAUAGUUAAGUACAUCUUAAGAAAAUAUCUCCCAUUCCUACUACUAAAAUUAAACAAUUUAUUAACAAAUAUUAAUGCACUGCUUCUAUUCAGUUUGAUACAUAUUGACUGAUUGAUACUAUCAAGAAUGCUAAAUAGUUGGACAAUAGGACAAUAAUGAAAUACAUUCUUUUACAUUUCUGAUUAAAUAAGAUUUUUUUUUCUGAUGUAGUAAAACAUUGCACUUAAUAUUUCUCUAUUUGUCUGACUUUCCCCUUCUCCACUUUGUACCUCUACCUUUAUAUGUAGGAGAAUUUUCCUCUAAUCUUGAUAGAGAUUCCCCAUCCUACUUCCAUCUGCUGAACUAUCCCUGUCAACAGCAACAAAACACUUCCUUAAAGCCAGGCAAAUAUCUCUCAGUUUGAUUUUUUUUCUUGUCUAGGGCAAUACCUGAAAAUGAUUUUGUUUUUCAAAGGAAGAUAAUUUUCAUAAAGUCUCUUAAGAAUCUUUGAUGUGGGUUAGAGGUAAGCUGCUAUUAUCACCAAUAAGAGUGUAGCAUUAUUUCAUACCUUACAGCUAUCUGGUGGGUUACAUUUAGCCCUUAGCAUAGUGCCUGUCACAUAGUAGGUGCUUAUUAAAAUGCUCAUGACUUGACUUAGUCAAGUAUAGUCAAUAUAAAUCAGGAAAUACAAGAAGCAAGAAAAUCUGUGACAUUAGGACCAGUAAUGAGGGACUAUAUGAGGCAGAUUUUGUUUUAAUAUGACAAAAGGAGACAUUUACAAGUAGAAUGGACUGCCUGUGAGUGUAUUCAAGCAGAAAAUUAAUAAUCAUGCAUCAGACUUAACAUGAGAAAAAAUAUCCUUUACAUUAUUUUGGCACCGGCUCAAAAAAAUAUUGUCUGCUUUUAUCUUCAAAUUUUAUUUUUAGAAUAAGAGAUUUAGCACUGCAAAAGUUUUUAUGAAACCAUCUAGUCCAAUCCCCAUCAUCUAAUAGUUGAGGAAACAGGAAGUUCUAUGACUUCCUAUGAUCAAGAUCACACAAGUUGUAGUUAAUUAUAGGCAGGAUUUGAAUGUCAGUAAUCUGAUUUAAGGGCUUUGGGAGUAUUCUUGUAUCUUGUGCUGCCUAUAGACAAAAGACAAGAUCCCUAAUGAUAGAUGGCUCUUUAUUAAAUAAAUGUUAGAUACAGAAUUAGUACCACUAUGCUUCACUACUAUCAAAGCAGUUUUAUUACAUCAUACUCUUUCCCAUGUUAUUAAUAAAAAUGUCUAUCCAAAAAGGAGAAAAAUUAUGUAAGCAAAUACAUUAGAAAAGAGAUGGCUGGUAUUGCAUCCAGUUCUAUAAAAUGAUCAAUUCAAAAUUAGGUAACUAGGUAAAAGCAACCUGACAUAGUGGAAAGAGAGCUAGGUUUGGAACUUGGUAUUGAUCUUGGGCAAAUUGCAUAUGGGAUCUAUUUUUCUUAUCUACAAAAUGGGAGGAAAAUGAAAAGUAUUUUACUGAAUGAUCCUGAUAUCUUCUGUCACAAACUUUAUGUCUAUAUAUUUACUAUCAUGUUUUCUUCACUGAUGAAAAAACUAUUUCUUAAUAAACCAAGAGACAUAGGAAUUAGGAAAAUUUGUGGGGCUAAGACCAGUAAGGAGUAAAUACAUGAGGCAGAUUUUGACCUAAUAUAAAAAAAAUUAUGACAAUUGGAGAUGUUUACAUAUAAUGGCCUUUCAUAAUAGUGCCUCUGUUACUAGGAGUGUUCAAGUAGAAACUUGGUAGUGUGUUGGAAAUAUCUGCACCAAAUCAUUGGAAUUAAAUGACAGAAAGCCCCUUCAAUUCUGAGAAUCUGAUUUUAUGAAAUGAACAGAUUCUUUUUUAAAAAAUAGUCAUUGUUCUGGAAAAUUUCAUUUUCAAAAUUUUUUUUAUUGUGAAGUAACCUUUUGAUUUUGACCAUGCUCUUGAUCUAUUUUAUUUAAGCACUGAAACAAAUAAAAAGCUAGCAGUUGACAAAAUACACAGAUCUAUUUCAUAGACAUUAAGUGAAAUAGAGAUUGAAGAAUUCAGCUAAUUACCUCAGUGCUUCAUGAUCAAUAGCUUAAAUUCAAUAUUAUCUGUCUGGUCAAUUUAGCCCAACUAAAGACAGAAAAAGAAUUAAUCUAACUGUAAGAUAUUUUUGUAAGAUAUUGAAGAAACAUCCAAUUUUGCUAUCUGAUAAAAUAAAACAAAAAAACUUCCCAAUCAUUUAUGUUUAACUUUAUCCUUUUCCCCAUUCUUAUAUUUUCAAAUAUUCAGUAUCUAUAUUCUGUAAAAUCAAAAUUUCAACAUUAAUGUUUUACUUUUUACCACCUUCAUAAUGUUUUUAAAGUAGGGAAAAAUUUCUUGCUUAGAUUUUUUUUCUCUCAGGCAUGUGAUCAAUGGAUCCCUGCAUAUGUUGUUCUGCAGAUUCAUAGUGCUGCUGUGCCUUCUAUCUGAGCUAUUCAAAGUAUUCGUGGCUUUUAAGUAGGAUAGGAUGGGGGAACUACUGACAAACAAAACCAUGGUCAAACUGUAAACAUUCCUGUAGCAUUUAAAAAUCUGGAUUAUGCUAAAGUCUCAUUAAUGCAGGAUAUGUAUUUUAUUCUGGUCCAAAAGAUUUUAUCCUCCUAGGAGAGGAAUCAGAAAUGAUUCCCAGAAAUUGUUCUGGGCUGUGAUUUGUGGUAGAAGCCCAUCUGAACAGUAUAAUAUUUUUCCAAGGCAGGGUGGGAAAAAGGAAAUCUUAGUGAAAUUGUGAGCUUUUGUUACAGUAUUGUGGAGUUUUGUUGCCUAAAAGUUUUCCUUGGUUCUCAUGGAUAGUUUUUUUCUUCCAAAAUGUAACUGACAUUAGGGAGAAGUCUUCUAUAAAUCUCUCUAAUGCUAAGGUUUAAUAACUUGUUAUUAGCCUGCAUGUGAAAUUUCCCAAUAAUUUAUGUGCAUUAAUGUGUAUUUUUUUUUAAAGUGGAGGAUGUUUAAUGGUGCUACAAUAAAAAUGUAUUUUUUAAAAUAAAAACAGAA
Molecule: messenger RNA, 6957 nt
Organism: Antechinus flavipes (yellow-footed antechinus)
Lineage: Eukaryota; Metazoa; Chordata; Mammalia; Dasyuromorphia; Dasyuridae
Gene: SLC30A10
Product: solute carrier family 30 member 10
Exons: 4
Coding region: 387-1817 (476 amino acids)
Biological process (GO): detoxification of zinc ion; intracellular zinc ion homeostasis; zinc ion transmembrane transport
Cellular component (GO): membrane
Molecular function (GO): zinc ion transmembrane transporter activity
Source: RefSeq, a predicted model, not a curated record